Molecule: messenger RNA, 2520 nt
Organism: Ostrea edulis (European flat oyster)
Lineage: Eukaryota; Metazoa; Mollusca; Bivalvia; Ostreida; Ostreidae
Product: mucin-2-like
Exons: 3
Coding region: 1-2520 (839 amino acids)
Source: RefSeq, a predicted model, not a curated record
AUGGUCAAUACCACGGGAGAUCCUAUGCAGAUCAAUGUAUCAUCUGUCAUUGAAGCAAUUCAGAAUGAAGCUAACCGCCAACUACAGGAAGAGAUCUCGGGUCUUCUACAGAAACUCAUUCACCUCUCUGUGGAUGAUCAAACGAUAGCUAACAUAACUACUGAAACGGUAAAAACGAAACUUCCGGCAACGUCCACAACAAGUGUUAUAACAGCUGACACAACGGCGGUAACAAUGACCAAUGAAACAACAACAGUAACCAAUCAGCCAGAAUACACUACUGCAGAAACACAAAUAUCUAUGUCUUACCAAACACCGUCCACUACUGAAAUCAAACCACCAACCACAUUGCUAGCACCAACCACAUCUGAGGAAGAUACAUUUACUUCUCAAAGAUCCACAACUACAACUACAAUGGAACCAACACCAAUUUUCGGAGCAAUAAAUACCACAAUGGCCUCAUCUGAUGCAUAUACUUUGACCAUUCCCCGGUCUACAACUACAACUAAACAAACAUCGACUUUGGAAGCAUCAGCUACAAGUGAAGAAAACGUAGUAGAUACUCAAUCAGCAGCAAUUACAGAUAUACCAAGAUCUACCUUCCUUGCAACAACAGAAAAUGAAGGCAAUAAAAGUAUCCAACCAUCCACGUCUACAUUCGAAGCAACUGGUGAAGAAAAUGCAAUGGCUAUUACAACAUCAAUAAGCAAAUAUCUACCAAGAUCUACUUCUCAAACAAUAUCCACCACUGAUGUGGAUACGAUUACUAUUCAAUCGUCCAUAACUAAAACGAAAGCAACAUCUACUCUCGAAACAACAACCAACGGUGAAGAAAAUACAACGGCCACUCGACAAACAACAAGCGCAAAUAUACCAAGAUCGACUUCCCAAGCAGCGAUUAGCACUAAAGUGGAUACAAUGAACAUUCAAUUAUCCAACAUGUUAACCAAAUCAACAUCUACUGACGCAGUAGCAAUCAAUAGUAAAGCAAAUACAACGACUACUCAGUCAGUAAUACCUACAGAUAAACUAAGAUCUACCUUCCAUGCAACAAGCAUCACUGAAGCAGAUUCGACGACUAUUCAACUACCUACAACUGUCGAAGUAACAACCACGAAUGAGGAAAAUACAAUUAGUACUCAACCGACAGCAAGUACAAAUUUACCAAGAUCUCCUAUUCAAGCAACAACCACCACUCAAGCAAUUGCAACUUCAUCUAUGUCAACUACAAUUGAUACAGCAACGUCUAAACAUCCAGCAAAGUCUAUAAAUGAAAUCACAAUAACAACUAUUAUCCCAAAAGAGACUGCUGAUCAAGAAAGUUUAAGUUCUAUGAAAGGAACACUGGCUUUUCAGACAGGAAUAGUUAGUACCGAAACAAAGCCAACUACUCAAUUAUUAGCAACUACCUCUAUAUUACAUAACAUUGUCAUUGAAACCAAGGCUACUAGUAAAACAAUUACAACUACCAAACAUUCCUACCUAAGGAAUCUAACUGAAACAGCAGCUGAAAUCGUUCCAUCAGCACGAACUACGUAUGCUGCAGGGAAAACAACGACGGAACCAGCAAACGUUACCAUGGAAACAACAGUAAUGGAUUCUCAACCAACAACAAAAGUAACAACAUCUGGUACUGAAGAGACAAUGUUUAUUACUCAACAUACAAAUCAAACUACAACAUCUACAUCAUCAGAAGCAAAAAUUCAACAGCUUACAUCAUUUAUACGACCAUCAAGAGUUGCCAAAGAAACACGUAUGGCGAGUUAUCAACCACCAACACCAACACUACCGAGUAUUCAACUAUCAACCACUGCUAAAUCAACAACAACCAAUGAAUCAACAAUUAUUGUUAAGGCAGAGAUUUCCCCAACAAUAACCACAGAGACACCAUCUAUUACAAAAACAGAAAUGGAUGUCAUGGAAGCAAAGACAAAGACUACUUUCUUACCUUUAGCAACUGCUUUCAAUAACACUACUACCUCUUUAGCAAAUAUAACCUCUAAGGCAAUAUUAACUGAACCACUGACAACAUUUAGACAACCCAGAACAGCUAAUACAAACACUAUUCAACCAACACCGACUGUACAACCAAAAUUAACUACAACAAAAUUGAUGGCUACUACCACCGAGUCCGCAAAUAUAACUAUUCAAUCAGUGACGACCACUCGAGAGACACCAAUAUUUACCAUGGACAAACCAUCGACGACAAUUCAAACACCCCCUAUUACAGAAACAACAACGUCUGUGUAUCAAUAUGUUUGUCAGGACAAGAAUUCAAUUGUGGGUAAAGGAUGGAUCUGUGUUCUUCCAUUUUACAGCAACAUCACAACGGAGACAGAUUCCAUUAAGUUUUGCAGGAUCAUUUGGGAGAUUUUUAUCUGCACUCUAGACUGCAUAGAAAAAGACUUCAAUGUCACGUGUCCCUUUGGAAGCAUUCAAAUGGUUGUCAACAUCUAUAGUCCUAUACUUCGUGGCUCUUUACCGAUGUCCUAUAACCCAUUAAACUGUAAGAAAGGUUAA